Molecule: messenger RNA, 949 nt
Organism: Zingiber officinale
Lineage: Eukaryota; Viridiplantae; Streptophyta; Magnoliopsida; Zingiberales; Zingiberaceae
Product: classical arabinogalactan protein 9-like
Exons: 1
Coding region: 22-747 (241 amino acids)
Source: RefSeq, a predicted model, not a curated record
AUUGAGGGUGAAAAACAAAAUAUGUUGGGUGAAGUUAUCAUGCACUUCAUACAGCUAUUAGCCUGUCCUCACCGUCCCCGCAGUGCCGUCCCUCGCUCGCCCUUUAUUACUAAACGGCCUGUUCUUUCAGCACUCAUACUCACGCCAUUAGUGGAAGAGAAGAGACACGGAGAGAGAAAGAAGAAGAGAUCGACGCAAUCAAUGGCUUCCCCUAAACCAGUUUUGCUGGCUGCCAUCGCCCUUGCCCUCCUGGCCACCUGCAUCGCCCAGUCACCCGCCGCCUCCCCAACGGCAUCGCCACCCACCCCUACCGCCACCCCUCCCCCCGCUUCCUCUCCUCCUCCCGCCGCCACACCGCCCCCGGCCACUCCUCCUCCCGUCGCCACUCCUCCCCCCGUAGCCACUCCUCCUCCCGUCGCCACUCCGCCCCCCGUAGCCACUCCGCCACCCGCUACCCCUCCUCCUAUGGCCACUCCGCCGCCCGCCACCCCACCCACUGCGGCGCCUCCUCCCUCGCUCCUUCCGCCCUCCAACUCCCCUGCUCCUGCCACAGCGCCACCCACUCCUUCUCCGUCAGCGUCGCCUGGUACCUCCCCCCCGUCCCCGAGCUCUUCGCCUAGUCCUACUGCUCCAGCUUCAGUACCGAGCCCCAGUACCAGUCCGUCCGACAACGGUAACUCAGGAGUCGUGCACGACGUCAGCAUUGGGCUUGUGGCUCUGUUCGGGGCAGUUGCAUUGCUUCUGUAGGGAGAUUAGUCUGAGAGAGAGAGAGAGAGAGAGAGAGAGAGAGAGGAGGGAGAGAGAGAGAGCGCUGUUUAUUAUUGGUUUAAUUUGAUUUUCGAUCUUUCUUUUGGUUGAAGCAUUCUAUGUAUUAUCUGCUGUAAUAACUCUACAUUUCUGUUCUUUCCACUUUACUCUAUUUUUUAGUGAUGCAUUUUUCUUAUUAUCA